Molecule: messenger RNA, 2151 nt
Organism: Frieseomelitta varia
Lineage: Eukaryota; Metazoa; Arthropoda; Insecta; Hymenoptera; Apidae
Exons: 11
Coding region: 341-2137 (598 amino acids)
Source: RefSeq, a predicted model, not a curated record
UCUUUUUUCUAAAUUUGAAAUUUAACUUGCCACAAUUGCGACAUACAUAAUUCAAAGAAACACUUGUAUAGCAUGCACAUGUAUAUACAACAAGCAACUUUGUUUUUUAUAGAUUAUAUCGCUGCUACAUUUUUCUGUCGCACAUCAUCAAUGUGACAUAAAAUAUGUUGCACUAAAAAGUGCGUAUUAAAGGAAAUAUAGCAAUAACAAUCACAAAUUGUGAUCAUGAGGUCGCAAUGAUAUUUCUAAACAGACAAAAAAUUCGCAGAUUUGGAUAUUUAAUUAUAAAGCAAAGCUAUAUAAUUUUUUAAUACAAUACUCCGCUUGUGGAAAUUCAGUUAUGCUUAAAGGUUAUACGAUAACUGCGUUUUUGACGGUUUUUACAUGUUCAUCUUUUGGAUGUAAUUAUAUCUGUAAUAGCGAUGGCUGCAAAAGACCGACAAAUAAUUCGAAAUAUAUUUAUAUGAAAUAUUGUGCAAAUGAAGAUAUAUUCACUAAUGUUAACUUUUCAAUAAUAGAAGAUCAAAAUGCUUCCGAAUCUCUUGCUAUUUUACAAAUUAAUCUGCAACCGCCAAAAAAUAGAUGUAAAUAUGUAUUGACUUUAUUAGCAAAUCCAUCAGUUAGUGAAACAAGAUGUAUGAAUUAUAAAUUUCACAAUUUUCGUGGAACUGAAACACAUACUAAAAGUGCCAUAUGUUUUGUUCCAGAUGAGGAACAAUAUCAGAAUACUACUAGAAUUUUCGUUCCAUAUAUAUUUACAGCAUGUUAUUCUGUACAAUUUUUUUUUGGUAAAGAUGCAACAAUGAUAAAGCAUAAUAAAUUCAUAAAAACUAAAUACAUACAAACAGCAAUCAUGAAACCAACAUUAGAAUGUACAUAUGACUACAAUACUUUUCCCGAUAACAUAGAGAAAAAAACGGGACAUCUUGAGGUACACCUUCAUAAACCUAUGGUUACAGCUGGAGUAAUAAAAUUGGGCAGACUUUGGUAUGAUUCGUCUGGGAAUGAAAGGUGUUCUUUUAAUAAUGAAGAAUUUUCAAAUGAUGUCUGGAGUUUUGAUGUUUUGGAUGAAUAUUUAGGAAAUAAAAAUCAUGAUUUUAAUACAACUUUGCUAAUGAAUGAAAUAUAUAAAAGAAAUUUGACAUUUCAAACUGAAAUUUCACAAAAGGCAAAUUAUUGUAUUUCAAUAUUUCCAUAUCAUGAUAUAAGAUGUAUAAAUAACACAUUAUGGAAGCCCAAUGAUACAUGUCUUUGGUACCAAAGCUGUAAAAAUAUUACUAUUUACAAUCUUGGUAUACAAACUAAUAUUAAUUAUGAUACAGUUUCUCAUUUGUAUCUACCAAUCACUAUUAUUGCAUUAACUGUAUUUACAAUUACUAUGUAUUUCAUUUACAUCAUACAUUUUUGUAAUAUACGAAAGAAAAGUUUUUAUACAAAUAGUUUGAAUAGAAACAUUCUUAAAACUAAUGAAACUAAAUGUAUGAAAUCAAAGAUAUAUACCUCGAUAGACUACCAGAAAAAAGUAAAAUGUAAAGACGAUAAUAUUACAAACACAGAUAUUGUAUUGCUAUAUCCUAAAGGUUCUGAAUCGUUUAUGGCAUUGAUGGCAGAUUUUCGUGGAUUACUUAACCAAAUUUGUGUUGUACAUGAUUGGUAUGAUGGAAAAGAGUGGAAUUAUGUGGCUGAGAUUGGUGCUUUUGAUUGGUUUGCAGAAAUGCUCUAUAAAGAAUGUCGUGUUGUUUGGAUAGAUACUCCAAUAAUGCGUUCGUUAAUUACACAAAGAUUAAAUAAAAAUUCUUUUCUUAAAAAUUCAGAGCAAUAUAGUUUUGUAAAAAUUGGCGAUUUUCGUGAUGCAGUAUUUCCUACAAUAUUUAAUUUAUCUAAACGUAAUAAUGAACAAUCAGUGUUACAUAAACCUAAGCAUUUUAUUGUACGAUUAAAAGAAUUUGACAAUUUUGAAAAUGAUAGUGAUCCAUUUGUUGAUUUGUCUCCUCAUAUGCGGUACUUUAUACCUCAGAAUUUAAAUUUGCUGUGUUCUGAUUUGUCAACAUUAAACUCAAAUAUUAUUGUACCAUUUAAAAGCGAAGAAGAUCUGAAACAGCAUUUACAUUAUGCAAAACUAGAUUUUUAUAAAUAAAUAUUUGAAUUAUA